Molecule: messenger RNA, 1180 nt
Organism: Labeo rohita (rohu)
Lineage: Eukaryota; Metazoa; Chordata; Actinopteri; Cypriniformes; Cyprinidae
Exons: 7
Coding region: 411-1121 (236 amino acids)
Source: RefSeq, a predicted model, not a curated record
CUCGUGGUGAGAGAUGCGAGCCGCAUUUCAGCUUUCACUUAAUCUUAUCCAUCCUUGCGAUUCCUUCUUUAAAUAUAUGCCUGAACUGUUUCAUAGCAUAAGAACAAUUUCUGCAGCAUUGAAGGUCCCAUUGAGCACAGUGGCCUCCAUCAUCCAUAAAUGGAAGAAGCUUGGAACCACCAGGACUCUUCCUAGAGCGGGCUGCCCAGCCAAACUGAGCGAUCGGGGGAGAAGGACCUCAGUCAGAGAGACCCACAAGAACCCAAUGGUCACUCUGAAAGAGAUCCAGCAUUUCUCUGUGGAGAGAGAAGAACCUUCCAGAAGAACAACCAUCUCUGCAGCACUCCAAAAUCAACAAAAGAGAAAUAUGUGUGUCUGGUGUUUAUACAGAGAAAGUGUCAGUGUCAGUGAUGGAGGGAGAUUCAGUCACUCUACACACUAAGGUUGAAACAAAUCACCAAGAGAGUAUUAAGUGGUAUGUCAGCAGCAUUCGCAUCGCUCAAAUCGAUGGAGAUCUCCAUUUUAACUGUACAGAUAUUCAGUGUAAUGAAGGAACUGAGAGAUUCAGAGACAGACUGAAGUUGGAUCAUCGGACUGGAUCUCUGACCAUCACAAACAUCACAAACACAGACUCUGGGGAAUAUAAACUAAAAAUCAGCAGCAGCAGUGACAGUGAAAAGAUCUUCAGUGUUUCCAGUGAUGUUCCUGCUACUGAACCAUAUGAAAUAAAGGAGGGAGAAUCUGUCACUUUAGAUCUUGGUGAAAUAAAAAACCCAAAUGAUGUGAUGAUGUGGUAUUUAAAUGACACUCUCAUCGCUGAAAUAACUGGAGAUCAGAGUAAGAUCUGUACAGAGGAUCAGUGUAAAGAAAGAUUCAGAGACAGACUGAAACUGGAUCAUCAGACUGAAUCUCUGACCAACACAAACAUCAGAAUCACAGACUCUGGAGAAUAUAAACUCAAGAUCAUCAUCAUCAGCAGCGAAUUCAGUAUCACCAGAGUGAAGAGAUUCAGUGUUUCUAUCAAUGGUGUGCCUGCAGCUGCUUUGGCAGGAGGAGUUGUUGUUGCUCUUCUGCUGGUUGCUGCUGGUGUGGUUUACAACAAGAUGUCUUGUAAUAGGUGAAUCUAGCCUGAUCCAGAAGACAUUCGUUUGAGAACUGAUGGCAUUUCCACAAAUACUGC